Messenger RNA from Stereum hirsutum FP-91666 SS1, 1302 nucleotides. RefSeq names its product glycoside hydrolase. Bases 1 to 1302 code for a protein of 433 amino acids. The record is from RefSeq and is a predicted model, not a curated record. Gene Ontology annotation, molecular function: glucan endo-1,3-alpha-glucosidase activity. The transcript has 10 exons. Lineage: Eukaryota; Fungi; Basidiomycota; Agaricomycetes; Russulales; Stereaceae.
AUGCCCCACAAUGAAGUUGCCAAUCGUCCCUCGUACAAGACCUACACACAAGCGGAUUGGGAGGUGGACAUCUCGCUGGCGAGCUUCCAUGGCUUCGAUGGUUUUGCGUUGAACGUUGGCAGUGAAGAUUGGCAACUCGAUCGCGUGGCGGAUUGUUAUGCCACUGCUGAGAAACUCAUGCAGCCCGACCGCGAGGCCUUCAAGCUAUUCUUCAGCUUUGACAUGGCAUCCAUUCCAGGGCACACCGCUGACGACGUCGAGCUUCUGCGGAAGUACGUGAAGAGAUUUGCAAGUCAUGCCUGCCAAAUGAAAUAUAAAGGCAAGGUAUUGAUUUCUACGUUUGCUGGGGAUCAAUGCAGGUUCGGACACGAUACCAUGGCAGAGGGUUGGAGUUAUGUUCUCUCCGUCCUCAAACAGAUCACCCCCAUCCAUUUCGUCCCCGCCUUCUUCAUCGACCCCGCCACAUAUCACAGUCUCUCGAAGCUCGACGGAAUAUUCCAUUGGAAUGGCUCAUGGCCCUUACACCUAUCGCCUCGUUCUCCUCCGUCGGAUAUUCAUUGCCCUAAGCUAGAUAGCGACGACUAUCACCUCGCUAACCUUGGCGAUCGAACUUAUAUGGCCGCUCUCUCACCAUGGUUCUUCACACAUUAUGGAGAAGACUCGUGGACCAAGAACUGGAUCUAUCAUUCUGACGAUUGGCUACUAGUUCGCCGUUGGGAGUACAUUUUGAGCCGCCGUUCGCAGAUCGACAUUGUCCAACUUCUGUCCUGGAACGAUUACGGCGAAUCGCACUACAUGGGGCCCAUCCACGGUUCUCAACCAAACAGUCAAGCCUGGGUCGACGGGUUCCCUCAUACCGCAUGGCUAACGCUCAACAAGCACUUCAUUGAUGCAUUCAAGGAUUCGCAGCGAGGCAGAGGUAACAUGCCUCAGGUAACUGAAGACAAGAUCUGGGUGUGGGGCAGGCCCCACAAGAGAGAUUCCGACGCAAGAACAGACACUGUUGGCAGGCCUGCAGGCUGGGAACUCACGAAGGAUAUGUUCUGGGUUGUCAUUCUUGCGAAGGCCCCAUCGGAUGUCGCCCUAUGGUCAUUAUCAGAUUCAAGAGGACCACAUUGGGUAAAAGUGAGGCAGGGAGUGUCGAAAUUAUCGUGUCCUCUAGUAGUCGGUGGGGGCAUACAUGCAAGAAUGGAUCGUGACGAGGAGCAAGUGGCAGAGAUUCACACCACAGACUCGGACUUUUGCUUCACGGAUCGACCGAACGUAUACAACUUCAACGUAUUUGUAGCCGAAUCGACGUAG